Messenger RNA from Rubroshorea leprosula, 1071 nucleotides. The record is from the annotation of a GenBank genome assembly. Lineage: Eukaryota; Viridiplantae; Streptophyta; Magnoliopsida; Malvales; Dipterocarpaceae.
CACCUGCAGUGGCAAAUCAACCCCUCUCUUAACCCUUUCGUUAACAUUUAACAGUCUGCUCAUCAGCCUUUCCUCUGUGUCUGACGUGGACUUCUUUUUGCUGAGAUAGAUGCUGAGGUGGAGGCACAGCUAGACAAAUACCUCAAAAUCAGCAGAUUACAAAUCUGGUGAUACAGGUAAACCUAGAGGAGGAGGAGAUGGUGGUGUUGGAAAAGAUUUUGAUGGCUGAACGAGUUGGAAGACGAGUUAACUCAGCAGUUGCAGAGUCUAACUUGUUCGAGAUGGAGUGCGUCCACGUUGGGAGUUUAGUGGGUUGCUUGAGGCCGAUGUUUCAUGAUUUGGUCGGCUGCAUCUCCGCUGCUUCUCCGCCCUUAUACGACCGGCCAAUCGUCCGCAUAGUCACUGAAGUCUCCAAAAACCUUGAGCGCGCACUGACCCUGGUUUCUUCCAUGGCAACUGGUAGAAACAACUCGAGCCAACUUGAGCAUCAACAACAUCAGCAUCAUCAGAUACAAGAGCAUAACCAUCAUCAGAUUCCUUAUGCCAUAUUUCCAUCAUCUCCAUCAUCCUCCUCAAUCCCCCCAUCUGGAAACUUCAUAAGCAAAGACAGCGGAGCUUAUGAUUUGGGAGAAUUGGAUCAAGCACUUUUCCUCUAUCUCGAUGGACAAGACCCAUCUUCAGCUUCUUCAAUUCAAGAGCAAACUGUGCCUCCAUCUCAGCAUCCAUCUCAGCAAAAAGAAGGUCACGUCAGACACAAAGGAAGGGCUGAUGAGCAAACUGUUAAAUGUUAACAGAAGGGUUAAGAGAGGGGCUGAUUUGCCACUGCAGGUGAGUUGAGGGGUUGAUUUGUGUGUGAAGUGGGUUGAGGGGGUGAUUUGCCACCAGUUGUUGAGUUUAGGGGGUGAUUUGCAUCUUUUGCCUUUGGCAAAAACUUGCAAGCAACUUUUCUCUCUCCAAAAUUCAAAAUUUUGUUAGUAGUUAGGGGUGGGAAUUUGCUUUGAUACUUGCGGAGUCCCGUGGGGAUCCCUGCUACGGGAAUAGGACGGGGAGAAAUAUAUUUUUUUAAGGGAU